Messenger RNA from Planococcus citri (citrus mealybug), 7290 nucleotides. RefSeq names its product LIM1_Isl and LIM2_Isl domain-containing protein tup (gene tup). The record is from RefSeq and is a predicted model, not a curated record. Bases 672 to 2264 code for a protein of 530 amino acids. Gene Ontology annotation, biological process: positive regulation of transcription by RNA polymerase II; neuron fate specification; axonogenesis. Gene Ontology annotation, molecular function: DNA-binding transcription factor activity, RNA polymerase II-specific; DNA binding. Lineage: Eukaryota; Metazoa; Arthropoda; Insecta; Hemiptera; Pseudococcidae. The transcript has 6 exons.
AGGCGCGGUGCGGAGGUUCAGUUAGUCAGUUUUCAAGUUCGAUGCAGGAAACAAGCGCGUUCGUUUUUCACGUCGGUUUGCGUAUGAUUUUGAUUUCGAUUCGCUUUUUUUUUCUCGUUUCUCGAUACUUUUCCUAGGCUUUUUUCUUCUUCCUCUCUGCCUCCUGCUCACCCUUCGUACCCCUCCUACCUCCUGCAUUGAUCAUCGUGUACCUAAUCAUAAAAAAUACAAACCUAUACGAAUGCCUAUACGAAUAUGGAAAUAUUCCUCGAAAAUAUGUGAUGCUUUCGAUUAACGUUAAUUUUUUUUUAAUAUUAUAAUUUAUCGACAUCGUUGUUGUUGUUAUUGUGGUGGUUGUUUUAUUGUUUUUUUGUUCACUCAUUUUUUUAAAAUUAUUCAAUUUCAAUCGAUCGAUUACUUACACAUAAUUUAUAUAAGGUGCCUAUUUUAGAAUUUUAUUCGUUCGUUCGUGGUUUUUAUUAUUGUUUUUUUACUUCUACUAUAUCUAUGUGUUAUAUGUGAAUCUGAAAAGUGAUCGCGCUAUUUUUCGCGUUGGUUGGUGCUGCUGUUCGAUAAAUAGGUUGUUUGCAACCUAUCCGAGUAUUGGUGGUUUGUUUUUUAUUCGCUGUAUUACGGUUUAUUGCGACGACGAGUUACAUUGGUUUACGUUUAUGUUCGAGGAACAUCCGUCCGAGAAUUGUUGGAGGGCCUCCAGCGACGUCUGGGCCCCCUCCUGUUGGGCACGUUGCUGUAGUCCCAAACCAGCCAUCACGCUGGCUACCUCGGAGCAUCAUAGGCCUUUUGUGCCAUCGCUCGUUCCCAAUCAUCCUCGUACGCUGAGAAUCUCGCCUAUCAAAGCCGAGCUUCAGGAUAUGUCCGAUCUGCCUCAAAAAAAAAGAAGAAUAAGUUCAUGUUUCGGAUGUGGCUCACAAAUACACGAUCAAUAUAUUUUAAGGGUAGCACCAGACCUUGAGUGGCACGCUGCCUGUUUGAGAUGCGCAGACUGUCAACAAUUUUUAGAUGAAACCUGUACCUGUUUUGUCAGAGAUGGCAAAACGUAUUGCAAAAAAGAUUAUGUUAGAUUAUUUGGUACAAAAUGUGAUAAAUGUAGCUUAAGUUUUAAUAAAACCGACGUUGUGAUGAGGGCGAGAACGAAAAUAUAUCACUUAGAAUGUUUUAAAUGUAACGCUUGCCAAAAACCUUUAAUGCCCGGCGAAGAAUUCGCGCUAAGAGACGACGGAUUAUUUUGUAAGGAAGAUCACGAAGAACUUUCAUCGAAAUCGACGAAUAGUGAAAAUAAUAAUAACAGUAUUACCAAUAAUAAUAAUCAUAGUAGUAACAAUAGCAAUAGUAACAACAACAAUAAUAGUAAUAGCAGCGGCGGCGGCAGCAAUAAUAAUAGUAAUAGUAGUAACAACAAUAGCAGCAGUAACAACAACAGUACCAGUCUUAGUAAUUGUAAUAGCGGCAGUGGCGGCAAUAAUAAUAAUAAUAGUAGUAGCGUUUGCAAUAAUAAUACCACGAAUAGUACCAGUUUACACCACCAUCACCAUCAUCACCAUAAUCACAAUGAAGGCUCAAAUUCAGAUUCUUCAGAGUCCGGUUCAAACAAUAAAUACAGCAAUCGCGACGUUAGUCGGAGCGGUAGCGGUAAAGUGGCCUCCGAUGGAAAACCUACCAGAGUGAGAACCGUGCUAAAUGAAAAACAACUCCAUAUGCUAAGAACUUGCUACGCUGCCAAUCCUAGACCAGAUGCUUUAAUGAAAGAACAGCUCGUUGAACGAACAGCCCUCAGCCCCCGAGUCAUCAGAGUGUGGUUUCAAAAUAAAAGAUGUAAAGAUAAAAAACGAGCUAUUGCCAUGAAACAACAAAUGCAGCACGAAAAGGAAGGACGUAAAAUGGGUUACGGAAGUAUGCAGGGUAUUCCAAUGGUAGCUUCCAGUCCUGUCAGACACGAAAGUCCAAUCGGUAUCAGUCCUAUCGAAGUGCAAUCGUACACAGCUCCUUGGAAAGCUUUAUCAGAUUUCGCCUUGCAUCAAGAUUUAGAUAGAUUAGAUAUGUCAACACCUCAUUUUCAACAGAUAGUAAAUCAAAUGCACGGUUACGAUUUACCAAGACCUUUGGGUAUGGGCCCUCACGAUGUUGUACAUCCCACAGGACCAACUGCGCCAGGAGCUGAUAUGAUACAUCCUGACUCGACAGAUUCACUGGUCACGUAUAUGGAAAGCGAUGAAAGCUUGCAGCAUGAUCCUGGUAGUCCAUAACACUCAGCAUCGAUAUUUUCAUCGACAUCGAUACCGUCCCAGCAUUACGAGUAAUUACAGUAUAUAAAUCUUUACGUGUGUAAUUUGUAUUAAGAUGCUACGCCUGUGUUAUGUGUAUUACGUAAAAACGUGUAGGCCUGAGGGUUAUCUGCAUAUAAUACCGAUGAUAUUUGCGUUAAAACCCCACUUUGCCGAACGAACUGCCUGCCUGCCUACCUACUUAUAAGCUCGUCGUAAUGUAAACAUCGGAGCAUUCAGCGUUGAAAACAGGAAAAAUAGGAGGAAAAGUAAAAAUAAAGAAAGAAAAUUACGUGCUGUAAGUUUCGAGAGAGUUUCUAUAAAAAGUGAAAGAGGCAAGUGGAAAAAUGAAAUACUUAAAUUUUUGCUUAAUUCGUCUGUAUUUGGAGUAUUUGGCUUUUUACACGAGCAGAAUUGUUUGGAGCUUUCGAGGGAAUAGUUUUGGUUCGGUUGACUUUGAACAAAAAUACAGAAAUGUGCCAAUUUUUCAGAGGGGUGUGAAGGGAGUGAAAAUUUGAGGAAAAAAUCAAAACUGAAAUCUAUUGAGGAAAAAAGUCAAAAAUUGCAAAAUUGCAUCAAAUUCAUUCCUACAAAAAGAUAUUUUUUACAACGAAAACGAUCUGAAAAUUUAGUGCCAAGAAAUCGUUUUUUUUUUUCAAGUCGUUCUCCAAUAAAUGAAGAAUUAGAAGACUCGAGCACUAAAAAAUGACAACAGAUUCGGACUCAGCGAUCUCGAAUUAGGCAGAACGUAUUUUUAAAAAUUGAAAAAGUACAAAGGUUCACGCAACAGAACCUGCAAAUCAUCAGCAUACGAGUAUUUUGAUUCGUGUUAAUAAAAUUGCCUAACCGGUUCGCCGUAAAAACGCAGGCAUUUUUUUCGAAAAAACGUAAUUCGUCGCAAAUCGAGUUGAAAUUUCGGUUGGGGGGGGGGGUUGGCAUGGCGAAUCCAUUUCUGAGGACAGAUUUUCUCCUUAGUGAGCCAUUCUCUCAAAAUUUGCCAAUUAUGGCUCAAUUUUUUUUUUCAAAAAAAAGUAUCCUUUGCUGAUUGAGUCUAAAUGUCAGUGGAGGGGGGCUUUGGCACGUAGAAUUCAGUUCUGCAGAUUGAUUUUCACCACAGUGAGCUGUUUUCUCAAAAUUAGCUCGAUUUGGGCUCAAAAUUUAACCAUUAAAAAAAUAAAAGUACAAUUUAUUAGAAAUUGAGUUGAAAUUUUAGUUAGGGGGAAGGGGGAGGGGGUUAGACACGGCAAAUUUAUUCCUGUAAACAAAUUUUUGCCACAGGGAGUAGUUUUCUCAAAAUUGGCUCAAUUUAAGCUCAAAAUUGAGCUAAUUUUUUGUGGCGAAAAUUCGAGGUAAUUUUAUUACGUUUUCUGACUAAUUUUAGGUCGCUAAAUACGAAAAUGGGCUUGAAAAACUCGAAAAGUCUUGAAAUCUUGAGAUUUGAAAAUUCUAAAAUUUUUGAACCAAAAAAUAGAUAAUUUUAAAAUUACAAAAAAUUUUUAAAAAACUUCAAAUCUUGUGGCUAUAAAGAAACUGAAAUAAAAACUUUGAAAUGAAACAUGUUGACCUUUUUACUCGUAGAUGUGAAAAAAAAAAUGUCGAAAAAUCUUGAAAUCUCAAGAUUAAAAUAUUCUAAAAUCUUGAGAAAGAAAAUUUUCAAAAUUUAAAAUUUGAAACAACAAAUCUCAAUAUUUUUUUUCGCAAAUAAACCUUUUGUGUCACUACCAAUUGAAUUUUUUUAAACUUUUGACUCGCGACAGAUUUAUUUAUCUACAAAUAUCGUGAGUCAAAAGUAGGAAAAAAUUCGACAGAAAAAACAAAUAUCAAUAUCUUGAUUUCUUGAGACAAAUAAUUUCAAAGUCAAAAGUUUUUGAAUCUUACGAUAGAAAAAUCUCAAGAUUUCAAGAUCAAAAACACCUCGAAAUUUCAAGACAAACUCACAUAGGUAAUAUUAAAAUCAAAAUAUUUUAAAAUCUGAAAGUAAAAAAAAAAUCUCAAAAUAUUUGAACCAAAAAACCGCGAAAUCUUGAGCUCAAAAAAUUUAAUUCGAAAUAUUUUAAGAUUUGAAAAUAUGAACUUUUUGAUGUAAAAAGAAUAAUUAUUGCAAAAUCUUGAAAUCUUAGGUGAAAAAACUCCUUUGAGUAUAAAUUAUUUAUACUCAAAAGAAAAACUCCAGAAUCUUUAGAGAGGAAAAUCUUGAAAUUUCAAGGUCAAAAUGAUCUCGAUGUCUCAAAAAUACAACCAUCUCAAAAUGAAAACGCAGUUUCAAAAUCCAAACCCAAAAACUCAAUACCAUAAAGUAAAAAAAAAUUCUUGAGAUCGUAAGAUUGAAAAAAUUUUGAAAUUUCAAGACCAAAAAAAAACAUCAGAUUUUCAAAGUAAAAAAAUCUUAAUUUAAAAUCUUAAGAUGCAAAAAAAACUAUAAAAUCUCGAAAUCAGAAAAUGAGAUAUAAAAAUCUUGACGUUUUCAUUAACAAAAAAAAUCAUCGAGUAAGAUUUUGAAAUUUCUGAAUUCUUUGGCUGAAAAAUCCUAACGUUUUAAGGUGAAAAAAACUCAAUAUUUCGAGCUAGACAAAUUUAAAAUGAAAAAUAAUCCUAAUCUUGAGACAAAAAACAUUUUAAAUCUCGAGAUAGCAAAAUCUUGAAAUCUUGAUAUCAAAAAACCUUGAAAUUUCAAGAAAUAAAAACUCAAAAUUUUGAAACAGAAGAAAUCUCAGGAUGAAAAAUCUCGAUAACUUGAGAUACAAAAAUUUUGAAGUCACCAGACCAAAAAUUUCAAAUUCAAAAAAUUUCCAAAUCUUGGAACAAAAAAACUCAAAAUCUCGACAUCAAAAAAAAACUUGAAAUUUGAAGAGGUAAAAUUCAAAAUCUAGAAAGAGAAAAAUCUUAAAAAUCUUAGGAUGAAAAAAAAUCUCGAGAUUUUAUGAUACAAAAAUCCUAAAACCACAAGACUUCAAUCUCAAGUUCAAAAAAUUUUGAAAUUUUGAAACAGAAAGAUCUUGAAAUUUCGAGAAAAAAUAUGGAGAUCUUGAAAUUGAAAUCUCAUCGGAAGAUUUCUUAAAAUACCUAGCUAAAUUUAUUUUCAAAUUUUGAGGAAAAAGAUUGAUUUUUGAGACUAAAAAAAAAUCUCAAAUUUUGGCUUUAAAAAAAAUUGAAACAAAAAAAAAUGAGAAAAAAUUUCCCCACUUUGAGAUGAAAAACAAUCGCAAAAUCUUGAUACCAAUCAAAAAAUGUUGAAUUCUUUAAACAGAAAAAUCUCAAAAUCUCGAGACCAAAACAUUUCUUAAAAUCUUGAGAUAGAAAAAAUACUCGAAUUCUCCGAAUUGAAAAUACGUCGAGAUUUAAAAUAACCACUGAAUUUGAAGACCGAAACAUUUCAAAUUCAAAAGAUCAAAAAAAUCUGAAAAUCGAAAAAAAAAUUAUAUUUUGGGGUUGAAAAAGUAGAAAACAAAACCUUAAAAUCUUUUUAUCUAAAAAAAUUAUGAAAUUUUGAGAUUGAUAGAGUUUUGAUAAAAGAUCUUGAAAUGCUCAUUUUUGACAUUUUUCUAAUGCUUUGGGCACAAUUACUUCCCAAAAUUUCAACUUUUUUUAUAGAAAUUUUUUUUUCAAAAUUUGAAAACGUUAAGAUUUUUUUCAUCUCAAGAGAGUAUUCUAAAAUCAAAUUUUUCUGAUGUCGAGAUUUUAAAGUUUUUUUUUAAUAUUGAGUUUUUUUCGCAAAAUUUGAAAGUUUUUUUAUUCUGUUGUUUUUUUGUAUCUUGAAAUCUCAAGAUUUUUUUUCUUAAUAUUUGAAAAUUUUUUGCUUCUGGUGUUUUUUUUUUGUAUCUUAAGAUCUCAAGAUUUUUUCUCAAUAUUAUUUAGAAAUUUUUUGAUUCUAUUCGAACUCCAAAGCCAUAAAAAAAUAACUUGAAGUUGAUAAACUUUAAUAUUCAAGUUGGAUAAUUUUUAAAUUGAUGAUUUUUUGGAGAAAAUGAAGUAUUUUAGUACGAUGAGAUGAGUUUUAGGUGAGAAAAUGGGACAAAGUUGAGCUUUUGAGUUGAUAAUUUAAAUAAAAAUAAAAAAAUAACGACGAUUCACAAAUACUAAGUAUAGGCAGUUGGCAAGUCGGGCAGUUGUGCAAUUGAGUGUAGGUAAAUGACUCGAGAUUUUCUAUAUCUCUGUACCAAUAAAACAAAUAGGUAACAUACACGUAGGUAAGGGCGAUAUGUAUUGGAAAUUCGAAUAUCGUUAUUUGGGUACGAGUAUAUAGUGAUGUAUGUAUUUUGUGUAUACCUUCGAUAUAUUGACGUAUUACGUACCUAUAUAUGGGCCUAUCGCAUUAAUUAAUGUUAAUUUUGAAAGCGAAUGAUUGAUUUUAGUAAUUUAUAACUUACUGUAGUGUACCGUACAUUUAUGUAAUUUAAGUGGUAGGCCUUUAUAGGUGGGGUAUUACAUAAUACAAUACAUACUAUACCUAUGCAGAUUAUAUGCAUCACACGUACGCAAAUACAAAUACAUACCUCUACCUACAUACAUAAUACGUACAUAUAUACUACUUACUAUCUGCAUAAUAUUAUAGUUAUUUUACUUAAUUAAGUACAUAUUGGUAUACCUACCUGCUGUGUGUAUUUAUUUAUUUAUCUUAUCUAUUUAUUCGCAUUCGUAUGUACGUAUUUAAUGACUAUUUUAUCUUUUUGUUUUUACAUUAUCAUUAUAUUGUUAUUAUCAUUACGGUUAUUAUUAUUAUUGUAUUCUUUACUAUGUAUUACUAUUAUUAUUAUUGCUACAUUUUACUACCUAUCGAUUACUAUUGCGAGUUUUUAUUUUUUUUGUGUUUGUUCGAAGAAGUAAAAAAAAAAAGAAAAAAAUUGUACAGGUAGAUGAACGCGAUAAUGCGUUACACGUUACGUCAAUAACAUGUUACUAAGUACAUACAAUUAUUUGUACGUGAAUUUGUAUUAAAUUAUAAGGAAAAAUGAUGUACCUACGUUGAUUUUUGUUGUAAAAUUAAAUGAAAUGUAAAUACGUAUAAAAA